CUCUUUAUCGUAUAUUUCUUAGGGGACGCUGCUCCAUAAACAAGCAACAUGUCAAUCCGCCCGGUCUACAGGCCGACAAUCGUUAAGAAGAGGACAAAGAAGUUCAUCAGGCAUCAAAGUGAUCGCUAUGACAAGCUGAAGCGCAACUGGCGUAAGCCCAAAGGUAUCGACAACAGAGUUCGUAGGCGCUUCAAGGGGCAGUACCUCAUGCCAAACAUUGGUUAUGGAUCUAACAAAAAGACCCGUCACAUGUUGCCCACUGGAUUCCGCAAGGUCCUUGUACACAAUGUUAAGGAGUUGGAGGUCUUGAUGAUGCAAAAUCGCAAAUUUUGCGCUGAAAUCGCGCACGCAGUCAGUAGCAAGAAACGUAAAGCUAUUGUAGAACGUGCCCAGCAGCUCUCCAUCCGUGUAACGAAUGCCAAUGCUCGUCUGCGCUCUGAAGAGAACGAAUAAACUAUACCAUCUUAACGAAAGGCUAAUAAAAAUUUUAAAAUAC
This is a messenger RNA of Athalia rosae (coleseed sawfly), 496 nucleotides long. RefSeq names its product 60S ribosomal protein L32 (gene RpL32). Gene Ontology annotation, biological process: translation. NCBI's taxonomy places the organism in Eukaryota, Metazoa, Arthropoda, Insecta, Hymenoptera, Athaliidae. Gene Ontology annotation, molecular function: structural constituent of ribosome. The record is from RefSeq and is marked provisional. Gene Ontology annotation, cellular component: cytosolic large ribosomal subunit; ribosome.